Capsaspora owczarzaki ATCC 30864 is the source of this 1335-nucleotide messenger RNA. RefSeq names its product glycine cleavage system protein T. NCBI's taxonomy places the organism in Eukaryota, Filasterea, Ministeriida, Capsasporidae. Gene Ontology annotation, cellular component: mitochondrion. The record is from RefSeq and is a predicted model, not a curated record. Gene Ontology annotation, molecular function: aminomethyltransferase activity; protein binding. The transcript has 2 exons. Gene Ontology annotation, biological process: glycine catabolic process. Bases 24 to 1250 code for a protein of 408 amino acids.
AAAACACCAUUUCCCUGCCAACAAUGCUCUGCCGAUCUGCGACUGCGGUUGCCGCUUCCAUUGUGGCCCGUUCGGCUGCUCGCUCCACCGCCGUCCGCUGCGGCUCCACUGCCGCCACUGGCCCUAGCAAGCGCACCGCGCUGUACGACUUCCACGUCGCAAAGGGCGGCAAGAUGGUCCCGUUCGCAGGGUGGGACAUGCCCGUCCAGUACAGCGACCUCGGCAUCAUUGCCUCGCACCAUCACACGCGUGAGAAUGCAUCGCUGUUCGACGUCUCGCACAUGCUGCAGUUCCGCUUGCACGGCGCGCAGCGCGUCCAGUUCCUCGAGUCGCUCGUCGUCGCCGACGUUGCGGGGCUUGCCGAGACGGCCGCGACGCUCUCCGUCUUCACCAACGAGAAGGGAGGCAUCAUUGACGACACGGUCAUUUCUAACGCUGGCCAGACGCUGUACGUCGUGUCCAACGCUGGCUGCGCCGACAAGGAUCUCGCGCACCUGAACGCCCAGCUCGCGCGCUUCAACGCGGAGAAGAAGGCCGACGUCCGCCUCCAGAUUGUCGAGACGGCACUGCUCGCCCUCCAGGGCCCCAAGGCUGCCGCCGCGCUCCAGGCGCUCGUCCCGUCCAAGGACCUGUCCAAGCUGCCCUUCAUGCACGGCGUCGACGGCGUCACUGUCGAUGGCGUUGCCAACUGCCGCGUGACUCGCUGUGGCUACACUGGCGAGGACGGCUUUGAAAUCUCCAUUCCCAACCAGCACGCCGUGCAGAUUGCCGAAAAGCUGCUGACCAACCCCGCCGUCAAGCUCGCAGGCCUCGGCCCGCGCGACUCGCUCCGCACCGAGGCUGGCCUGUGCCUCUACGGCAACGACAUUGACGAGACCACCACGCCCGUCGAGGCGGCUCUCAAGUGGACGAUUGCCAAGCGUCGCCGCGAGCAAGGCGGCUUCCUCGGCGACAAGGUCAUUCUCCAGCAGCUCAAGGACGGCGUCUCCCGAACGCGCAUUGGCCUCGUGGCUGACGUCGGCCCCGCUGCCCGCCAGCACUCCAAGAUCCUGACCGCCGAUGGCGAGGUGAUUGGCGAGGUCACCAGCGGAUGCCCUUCGCCUUCCGCCCAAAAGAACGUUGCGAUCGGCUACGUUCCCCCUGCCUUCUCCAAGAACGGCACUGCGCUCCAAGUCGAAGUUCGCGGCAAGAAGUAUCCCGCCGUCGUUUCCAAGAUGCCCUUCGUUCCCACUCGCUACUACAAGCCUUAGUUAGACCCCAAUAAACUAGAACGUUAGAAAGAGUUGCCAAAGAAAAAAAAAAACCAAAACCACCGUCUCUGUUCGUGGUUUGUCA